Messenger RNA from Catharus ustulatus (Swainson's thrush), 2633 nucleotides. RefSeq names its product fucose-1-phosphate guanylyltransferase (gene FPGT). The record is from RefSeq and is a predicted model, not a curated record. The transcript has 6 exons. The coding region runs from base 1 to 2502 and encodes 833 amino acids. Gene Ontology annotation, molecular function: transferase activity, transferring phosphorus-containing groups. Lineage: Eukaryota; Metazoa; Chordata; Aves; Passeriformes; Turdidae.
AUGACCAGUGCCACCUCACUAAUGACCACCGCCAGUGUCACCACACUAAUGACAAUCGUGUGUCACCGCACUAAUGACAACACUGGUGCCACCUCACUGAUGACAGCCACAAAUGACACCUCGCUGAUGACCACCACCAGUGUCACCUCACUAAUGACAACCACAAAUGACACCACACUAAUAAACACCACCAAUGCCAGCACACUAAUGACAAUCACAAAUUACACCUCACUAAUGACCAUCACCAGUGUCACCACUCUAAUGACAAUCACCAGUGCCACCACACUAGUGACAAUCACUGGUGCCACCUCACUAAUGACAAUCACUGGUGUCACCACACUGAUGACCACCACCAGUGCCACCACGCUGAUAACAAUCACAAAUGACACCUCACUAAUGACUACCACUGCGGCCAGCGCAGGGACAGCUGUUCUGGGUUUGCGUGCCGUGCAGUCCCGGCACAGCGAGGGGCCGGUGCCACCCCUGGAGCGGGGACAUCGCGGGGACAUCGCGGGGAGCGGCUCCAGCUCCCCCCGGGAGAACGGACAGGGCGUGGGGCGGCCGGCUCUGAGCAGGAGCAAAGUCCGGGAGAGCCGGGACUGCCGGAGCGCUGCUGCCAGCAAUGAGAGCUCAGAGCAGAGGAAGAGGCCAGCAGCCGGCAGGGACCGGGGUGAGCUCGGCUGCGCUGCCCCGAGAGAGCCCUGGGCGGGCAGGCGAGAGAACGGGAGCUCGGCUGCCGCUCGGACUCUGCUCCUCGCUGGAUCCACAAACCAGGCACCCAUCUCCAUCCCCGGCACGGCCGCCCGGCCCGGCGAGCUGUGGGACGCGGUGGUGCUGACGGCGGCGGACGCGGCGCAGGCGGGCGCGUUCCGGGCGCAGCUGGAGGAGAAGCGGCGGCGGGGGCAGCUGCCCCGCGGGGUGCGGUACCUGGUGUGCGCCGACCCGCCGGGACCCAGGAUCGGAAAUGGUGGAUCAACUCUUCAUGCUCUUCAGUGCUUGGAAGAGCAGUAUGGUGAUCAGUGGACUUCCUUCACUGUGCUGCUGAUCCAUUCUGGUGGUUGCAGCCAGCGUUUGCCAAACGCCAGCGCCCUGGGCAAGAUCUUCACGGCGCUGCCCUUGGGCCACCCCGUGUACCAGAUGCUGGAGCUGAAGCUGGCCAUGUACCUCGACUUCCCCCGCCACAUGAAGCCAGGAGUCCUCGUCACUUGUUCGGAUGACAUUGAGCUGUACAGCACUGCAGCCACAGAAACCAUCACCUUCGAUAAGCCCGGCUUCACUGCCUUGGCUCACCCCUCAGAGCUGGCCGUGGGGACCACGCACGGGGUGUUCGUGUUGGAUCCCAGCAGCCUCUCAGGAGAGGGGGUGCUGCAGUAUGGCUCAUGCCAUCGUUUCCUGCACAAGCCUGACCUGCAGACCAUGCAGCAGAGUGGUGCAGUGUGUGUGAGGGGGGCUGGCCCUCAGCCCAGCUCCCCUGGGAGCCACCGGGGCUCGGAGUGUGUGUACACGGACAGCGUGUUCUACAUGGACCACGGCACUGCCAGGCAGCUGCUGCUCUUCUAUAAGCAGAUGGGCACUCUUGGCUGUGAAAUAGAUGCCUAUGGUGACUUCCUGCAGGCCCUGGGGCCUGGAGCCACCCCGGAUUACACCAGGAACACCAGUAAUGUCUCCAAGGAGGGCUCGGGGCUGGUGGCGGUGCGGCAGCAGCUGUACUCCCUCCUGCAGGGCACUGCCCUCAAUGUCAUAGUCCUCAACAACUCCCAGUUCUACCACAUCGGCACCACUCAGGAGUAUCUGCUUCAUUUUACUGCUGAGAGCAAACUGAGCUUUGAGCUGGGCUUGCAGCCUGUGGCCUUCAGCAUCUUCCCUGACAGAGCCAAGAGCUCGGAUCAGCUGAGCAUCAUGCAGAGCAUCCUGGAGCCCGGGUGUGUGGUAGGGCCUGGCUCUGUCGUUGAGUACUCCAGAAUUGGGCCUGGAGUCUCUGUGGGGAAGGGCUGCAUUGUUAGUGGCUCCUGCAUCAACUUCAGUGUAGACAUACCCUCAAACUGCUUCCUGAGUUCAGUCAGUGUGAAAAUCACUGACCAAGUGGAGUUUGUCACCAUGGUGUUCGGGGUAGGCGAUGACCUGAAGAGGAGUGUGAAGUUGCUGUCGGAGAUACACUCCCUCCAGUUUUUUGGAGCCAGCUUACCAGAAUGCCUUGACCUCUGGAGCAUAGAGGCUUCAGACCAGCUCUUCAGUGAGGACACACGCUUGGGGCUGUGGACUGCGAGGAUUUUCCCUGUCUGUUCCACACUGAGUGAAUCAGUCAGGCUGUCACUGAGCAUGCUGAAUUCUGUGCAGCACAGGUCAGCUUUCAAACUGAGCGGCUUUCAGCUUUUGUCUGUUGAAGAAAUGCUCGCCUACAAAGAUGUGGAAGACAUGCUAAAGUUCAGAAAGCAAAUUUAUGAUGAAAUCUGCCUACAAAGACAAAAAGAGAAGUCUGAUUAUAGAAUAAACAGUACUUGAACAAAUCUCCUGUUUUCAUUUGUGGGUGAUUGAUCACUUCCCAGCUUGUAAGAAUCCUGAGGGAAAAGUACACAGAUCUCUUCUCUGAUCUCAUUGAAGUAGAAAUAAAGAAAUUGCAUAACAUUAAUAAA